Messenger RNA from Eruca vesicaria subsp. sativa (arugula), 1868 nucleotides. The record is from the annotation of a GenBank genome assembly. Lineage: Eukaryota; Viridiplantae; Streptophyta; Magnoliopsida; Brassicales; Brassicaceae.
AUGAAAGUGAGAAUUAGUAAGGAGGAGGAGGAGGAGGUGGAGGAGCAGCCGCUCAGCCCGAUGGCGAGUGUAUUCCUAUCACCAGAGGUAGACUACUGCGCCGUCACCAUCAUGGGCUUCAAAACCAAGUUCUGUCCGGACGUCAUUCUUGAUGCCUUGAAGCAUAAUGUCUCCAAACAUCCUCGUUUUUCCUCCAAACUGGUACCAACUUUAUACAAUAUAUUACAAUUAGUGCAUUUCAACAUGAUCAAAUCUAAAGUUGUACCAAACAUAGACCCAAAAGAGAUAGGUGAAGAUGGACAAGGUUUCGUAGAUGACUACAUCUCACGUCUCACGACGAUUCCUCUUGAUAGAUCAAGACCCUUGUGGGACAUGCACAUCCUUAACGUAAAAACCUCAGAUGCUGAAUCAGUUGUUGUAACAAGAUCUCACCAUUCAUUGGGAGAUGGGAUGUCUAUGAUUUCUCUCAUCCUCGCAUGUACCCAUAAGACAUCAGACCCUGGGAAUACUGAUAUUCCUUCCUUGAAACGGCGUGAAACGGUGCCGCGUGGCCUUAGAAAACAAGGCUGGUUCUUAAGGUUGAUAUUCACCGUUGGUUCUACAAUGAGAUUGCUUUGGAACACCUUUGUAGACACGGUGCUUCUUUUUGCGACUAUAUUGUUUUUGAAGGAUACAAAGACACCUCUUAAAGGUGGCAAGGAUGUUGGGAGGAAUCCAACGAGAUUUUAUCGAAGAACUAUCUCUUUGGAUGACAUAAAACUAAUAAAGAACAGUAUGAAUAUGACUAUCAACGAUGUUCUACUUGGAGUUACACAAGCUGCUCUUUCUCGCUAUUUGAAUCGACUUUAUGGCAAGAAUCAUGAGGAGGACAGAGCAUUGUCAUGGAAUCAGAACCAUCUUCCACGUAAACUACGUUUCCGUGCAGGUUGUACAGUAAAUCUGAGGUCGGACAUUGGGUUCAAGCCUUUGGCAGAUAUGAUGGCUAAGGACUCAAAAUGCAGAUGGGGAAACUACUUCAGCUUUAUCAUCUUGCCCUUCUCCAUCAGUUUACAAACCGAUCCUUUGGUCUAUCUAAAAAUAUCCAAAUCCAUUAUGGCUCGAAAGAAGCAUUCUUAUCACGCUGCACUAGCGUAUUUUAUCAUCAAAAGUAUUCGAACAGUUUUUGGAGCUAAGGCAGCAGCAGCCACAUUCAACCGACCCGUGGUGAAUUUAACUACAUGCGUUUCAAACGUCAUUGGUCCCAUGGAUGAAAUAAGUUUCCGUGGCCAUCCUAUUGCUUACAUCGCUCCAAGUAAUUAUGGACAAUCACAAGCAUUGUUGGUACACUACAUAAGUUAUGCGGGGAAGAUGAUAAUCUCGUUAGCUGUUGAUCCUACAAUUAUACCGGAUCCUCAUCAGAUAUGCGAUGACAUGGAGGAGUCACUCAAAGCUACGAAGGCUGCUCUUUUCGAAAGAGGGUUACUAGAGCAUCCACAUCAAUGAACCCCCUCCCUCUUUUAGGGUUCAUUGAAUCAAUUUUUUAUAAUUAAAAUUUUUCUGUUUUUUUUUUAUUUUAUUUUUUUUAAAUAGAUGAAUCGUGGGUUGCCAGGUAUUGUGGGGUCUGCGCUACAGUGAUGAACCGGGUUCACCACAGAAAACCUACAAUAGGCUAAUUCAUCACUAUUCCUUAUUUUAAUUUUCUUUUUUUGAAAAAUGGGUGCCAUCUAAACCUUUGAUGGAGGUGCUCUAAGGCUCGUGAGUCAUUGGUAUCUGCUUUGUAUAAUUAUCAGACGUUGAUAAAAUAUAUGUUUGGUCUAAAAUGUUAUGUCUGGAAGUUUAUUUGAAAGAAGAAAAAAUGUGUGGAGACUUUCAAUGGUUUUGUCAAGGCC